AUGGCCGCCGUCCUCCUCGUCCUCGGCGCCGUCGCCAUCAAAGAACGCGUCGAGAAGAAAAAAGCCGCCAAGAGGAUGGUGGAUGAUUUGCGGUAUCAGGAACUGCAGGCGGAGACGGAGAGGAGGUUGAGUUUGGGGAGGAUGGAGAGUGAGGGGACUGUUGAGGGUGAGAGGGGGGAGGGGGAUGGGGAGGGGGAGGAAGGGGAGGAAUUGCCGACUUAUGAGCAGGUUGUGAGGAGUACGUCUGGGAGGAGUGGGGAGGGGGGCGCUGAGGAACGGGGGAAGGGGAAGGAGUCGAGGAGGAGGAGUGUGAGGAAGUUGUUGAGGUUUGGGAGGCCGAAUGUUUUGGAUGAAGCCGACGACUGGACUUGCUUCCAUGGUCGAGCGUCCAAAACAAACCUCAUCAAUCAACAAACAACAGGCAGCGAGAAAUGUGUUACUGAGAAGAGGUCAUCCUCCUCCCGUCCCCCGUCUCGAGGCACCCUUCACGCCCAAACCCAAGUCCAGAAAACACGCCUCACACACACCAAACACAAGGAUACCCUCCCCAACAUCCCGCCCUCCAGCCACGCGCUCGAACCAGCACUAUCCUCCGGAUGUGCUGUCGACCUGUCGAUGGAUCCUGUCGGUCUGAACCUCGUACACACAUGCACAGCGCAUUCUCCGGUCCUGCACUUGAUCACAUGCAUGCGUGAUGAAGUACGUUUGCUCCUUCUCCGAUGGAUGGAUGGAUGGAUGGAGGGAUGA
Molecule: messenger RNA, 747 nt
Organism: Zasmidium cellare ATCC 36951
Lineage: Eukaryota; Fungi; Ascomycota; Dothideomycetes; Mycosphaerellales; Mycosphaerellaceae
Exons: 3
Coding region: 1-747 (248 amino acids)
Source: RefSeq, a predicted model, not a curated record